CGUACGCGAAGCUGCCCACACAACGCUGCAAGACGAUCUGCCCGGACAAGCCUUGUUAGAUGUAGUAUUCGCAAGACUGAACCUGAUUGAGACUGCCUAUUUCGGAAUACGUUACAUAGAUCAGGAUAAUCAGACGCACUGGCUGGAUCCAGCAUCCCGACUAUCCCGGCAGUUGAAGGGCGGCAAGCAACCUUUCGACCUGUACUUCGGGGUGAAAUUUUACGCCUGCGAUCCGUGCAAGCUGGUGGAGGAAAUUACGAGGUACCAACUGUAUCUGCAGGUCAAGCAAGAUAUCCUCCAGGGCCGGUUACCGGUGUCUUUCGAACUAGCUGCCGAGCUGGGCGCCUAUGUAGUGCAAGCUGAAUUGGGUGACUAUGACCCCCGCAAGCAUCCGCCCGGGUACGUGUCCGAGUUCCGGCUACUCAACAACCAAACCAAGGAAAUCGAAAGCCGCAUCCAUGAGUUCCAUGUGCAGCUCAAGGGUAUGGCUCCCUCGCAGGCCGAGUUUAACUACCUCGACAAAGUCAAGUGGCACGACAUGUACGGAGUGGAUUUGCAUCCGGUGCUGGGAGAAGAUAGCGUAGAAUAUUUUCUGGGUCUAACACCUGGAGGAAUCGUUGUGCUACGAAACAAGACAACAGUAGCGCACUACUACUGGCCUCGGAUAGCCAAAGUCUACUUCAAAGGGCGCUAUUUUAUGUUGCGGGUCUGUGAUAAGAAUAACGAAAUCAGUACAUAUGGCUUCGAAACACCAAAAAAGAGUGCCUGCAAGCAUCUGUGGAAAUGCUGUGUAGAGCAUCACUCAUUUUUCCGGCUGGUUCGAACUGCUCCAAUGCAGACCACAUCCGGUGCAGCGAGCUUGACCUCGUUGAGCUCCAAAUUCAGUGGACGAACUGAAAGACAGCAGAUAAAAGAAGUCCUGGCGCAACAACGAGCCCCACCAGCAUUCACCCGAACGCCCUCAAGAAGGCAACCUCGACGGAUCGUGGACGAUCAACCAGAGGAGAAAAUUUUUGAUGCACCAAAAUACAUUCAGCAGGAGAUCAAGACCGUUUCGAUACCUCAACCGGCUCAGACGUAUGACAGCCCUUAUCGUUCUACUUGCAGCAUACCGGCUGUAUUGAAUACUAGUAGUAGCAGCAAAGGGCAUCCUCAGCCCCCAGAUUCUCCUCGGAGUACCCGAAGUGCACCAUGGAUGCGUUCCCAACAGCGGGGACUUUUCGGAAUCAAUUCCAGCCCGAAAUCGGUUCGGUCCGCCUCCACGCGUAUGAGUGCCCCUGUCAACAAUACCAAUCGAAUGCGAUCGAGUUCGGUGGAAAGUCAUUCGUCCAACGAAUCUCGAUCGGGGCGCAGACGCCGUCACCGCAGCCGCCGUGUUUCCGACAACGAAAGCGAGAUGUCCCGCGGGUCCGGUCGCUCCGGGCGAUCGCAUAACUCCCAUCGUAAACAUCGUCGUCAUCGUUCCAAGAAUCGUCGCAAUCGCUCGGAUACGGAAAGUCGCGAUCGCAGCUAUUCCGGUCAUCGACGAUCUACGGAGUCGAUUGAGUUGGUCGACUCCGGAGAACAGUGGCUCGAAGUGCAACGCAAACAAGCAGACAACGUCCACAAGGCAGCCGUCAUUAAGAGUAGCCAGGUUAUCAAGGGUUCCACUCCGGAUUCGGGUAUUUCCCACCAUCAUCGGAGUCGACGGCAUCGGAAGCAUCGUUCCCCGUCGGAGAAGAUUUGGUCCAGCGAACUGACCAAGCACUUGCAGUUUGAUCUCGUCGACACGACCGGUAUGACUGAGGAUCAGCUCAGAGAAAUACCCUACACCGUGGUGGAAACGAACCAUAAUGCUACCAAAAAACCCAAUGCCCUUAAGGUACACAAAACUAGUCAUCACGAUCACCAGCGGAUUGAUCGGAUACGAGAAUACCCGAAGGAGAAUGUGAACGAGCACAUGAGUGCAGUCAACGGAUCGAUCCGGUCCGCCAGUACGAUCAGUUCUUCUCGGGACUACGAUCGUAAUUCGGGGUUGAUCAGAAUGAUGUCCAGCAUGAGUAUGGGUGAUUUUAUCUCUACAUCGGCAUCGAGCUUGAGUCCGCUGGACAGUUAUGGACUUCGUGAUAGUCAUGCACAUACGGAUCAUGGUCUAGGUGCAGAUCAAGAUUACGAAUACUCUUCCGAAAGGUCCAGUGACAGCGCCAAGUACGGUACCAACAAAUCUUCUGGAGCCUCGGUAACCUCAGCGCAUACCAAAUCGUCUUCGUCGAACAACAUGAAGAGCCACCACCAUCCCGUGAGUAAUAGCGGUAGUUGCUGUGCAAACACCGUAACAUCCGCCACGAGAAAGCCUCCGCUCUGCCCGAACCGGCAGCAGAAGGUCGCGAUUCCCGGUGUACAUAGCACUUCGGCAUCAUCCAACAGUCGCCUAAUUAAUAACAGUAACACACACUUUCAAAACAAUCACUACACCUUUAGCCUAACACGAAAUUUCUCUCCGACCUCCGGGGGUGACCCCGGUGGUCACGGCGGUAACCAAGCAGGAGGUCGAACCGCUUUUGGGACUAGCACUAGUACUGGUUAUGGGUUGAACUCGUACGGUUAUAUCGACUCGGCCGCGACCCUGUCAUCGACAUCGCCGUAUCACUACUACUACGACGGAACCGGAUUCCGCUGUACCACCGGGCAGUCACCGGGAUUCGGUGGUAACCAUCCCGUUGCUGGUGGUGGUAUCGGAUUGGACAGCUCUCGGCUGGGUUCCAUUAGGGGAACCAAGUCCGACAUUGGGGUUCCGAUCCGGCCUAAGCACUACCACCGACAGCAACAGUACAUUACGAGUAUUCAUAACUUCAAUCGGCAUGGUAAUGGAGGUAGCAAACGGAUCAUGACUCCGUCCACCAAAACGGACUAUUUGGAAAAUUACAAGACUGGAGUCGAAAGACUUAGACAAAAUGGUAGCUUUGUCAAUAGUAAUAACAACAGCAGAACUAGCAACAACAACAAUAAUAACAACAGCCCAACGGAAAUAUUCAAAGGACUUCUGAAUACGUCCACAAGUGCGCAAAACAUUGCCAAUAAUAAUUACCAGCCACCACUUCCGAUUACCAACAGCCCGAGCAGUGGAAAUCUCAAAAGAUCAUCCGCCGGUAAGGGUCCCUUGGUCUAUAUGGAUAAGAAUCAAAACAGCAGAAGUAGUCCGCUGGGUAAUCCUCCCAAUCAAGCGAACUCCGGUGGUGGUGUUGUUGGUGUCGGUGGCAACGGUCCCGCUACGCCGGCAGUCAGCAACGGUACCGAUCCAACUUGUGGAUCCCCGGCCAGUGUGGUCAGUGACGGCGAUCCCCAGUACCGCAUUGCCAAAAAGUCACUGCAGAACGGUUCGCACGGUGGUAGUAGUGAAGGUGGCCCUCCUCCGGGCUCCAUUAUCGGUGGCACCGGCACCGGGUACGAUAUCGGUAGGAAAAAUUCUCUCAACAGUAAGGUCGACCGCAAAGGAACGACGGCGGGAAUUCGGUCAUCCAGCUUAGAACUGAUACUAACACCUAUCAUUCAGAGUAGACGGGCACAGUAAUUGUUGGCGAAAUGAGUACCGAACUGUAGACAGCGGCCAAACAAUGCCAGUCACCGCAGAGCUGGCAGACCACGUGGCCCCGGGUUCGGUGACGGGUUCGUAUCCGGAAGCGUCACAUCUCCUCCCCACCAGUGGCACGCGGCAAUCGGUGAGGAUAAUGUAACAAGAACUGGAGAAAUCAAUUCCAUGGAGCCGCGUGAUAGCUUAGCGACGAUUCGGUUCCAUUUUAUAUGCACGCUAAUACCAGGAUGGAACAAAUUUGAGGCACUUGUACUUUUUAGGGUUUUAUUGAAGGUUUUUUGUCAUUGUUCAUUAAAAUUGAAGCUCAAUCGAUUAUAAUCAUAAGAAAGUGUGGAAUCUGAAUUAUUUUGCAAACAUAAAUCUACAAAUUAAAUUGAAAUGAAAACUAUUCAAAUCUUGUUGGAAAAGUUAGUUGGUUACCAAUUUGAUUCUCGUAUUUCACUGUGCAAUUAUGGCCUCUAUCUGUCCAAUCAUUCCUCUGUAAACCAUGAACAGCUUUUACUGUUUCUCCUGUGCCUUUCCAUAGAUUACGGUCCCACGUAUUGUGCAAAACGUAAUCGAUUGAGCUGGAAUUAGAAAAUGCUAUUAUAGAACUCAAAUGGAACGGGAACCUCAAGUUUGGACCAUCCUAAAAGAAUACGUGUAACAUAUGUAUGCAACCUCUACUCCUAUUAAACCUAGGGCAUAGGAAACAGUUGAAUUAAAGCGGAAAUAAAUUCAAAGUGUUGUGUUGUACUUUUAAGCCUUUUGACACAAUAACCAAAACCCGUCGUGUACAUCUGCUGCAGUUAUCAACCGAAGAAUAUUAAGAUGAAAGAAGAAAAUGUAGCAAAAAACCAUAAAGUAGAUGUUUGAUGUUGAAUGUUUCUCGCUAAACGCUUCUUUAGGUGUGUUUUUAGGAAUGUUUACUUUUAGGAGAAUUUUAAAUGUGUAUUCCCAAUCCGGUGAACUUCUUUUUCGCUGCACAUGUCUAUACUCCCUCACACACCCCCGGUAUAAAUAAAUCGUUCAUACAACUGCAAUUACGUACCAAAUACUAAAGUUUUAGUAAAAAAAAACUACAUUUUUAUAUAUAUGAAUAAGAAGUAUACAUGUAUUAAUCGUCAGCGUUACUGCCUGAAGUGUAUCGAAACGACUGGUAUAUGCACCUCUCUGUCAUCGUUUUUAAUAUGAACAUGGAAUCUUCUACACCUAUGAUAUGUCUCGGUGUUGAUUCAGAUAAAAAAAAAAUUUUAAAAACGCUACUCUUCUCAAUCUAAUGUGUCGAUCAUUGGAAAAAAGAUCCAAUAUUUUACAAGAAUCUCACACAUCUGAUCGGUGAUCAAAAAAUACAUUUUAAAUCAAAACCAAUACCAGAACACAAAGAUGGCCACACGAAAUCAAAUUCUACUUCCAAACCUCUGAACUGAUGGUACCGAGUGAAAAUUUAUUCAAAUAAAUGAUACACGUUUAUUUACGAA
Messenger RNA from Armigeres subalbatus, 5031 nucleotides. RefSeq lists its product as uncharacterized. The transcript has 13 exons. NCBI's taxonomy places the organism in Eukaryota, Metazoa, Arthropoda, Insecta, Diptera, Culicidae. The annotation marks the transcript as partial. The record is from RefSeq and is a predicted model, not a curated record. Gene Ontology annotation, cellular component: cytoskeleton.